CAGCGCGGCGCCUAAGGGAGCGCUGGCUUCAGAGAGGAAUCGAGGGACUGGGGUCUGUGCCCCCGCACCCCCGUUCUCCGGCCGCGUCUCCCAACCCCACAGACACAUUCUUGGGGGUUUCUGAGCUUCGGUUGCUCUGUUUUCCUGUGACACGAUGUUCCCUCUCUCUGGCUGUUGGAGGACUGAACUGUUACUGUUGCUACUCCUGGCUGUGGCUGUGAGAGAAUCCUGGCAGAUAGAAGAAAAAUCGUGUGACCUGGUAGGAGAAAAGGAUAAGGAGUCAAAGAAUGAGGUGGCUCUCCUGGAGAGGUUACGGCCACUGUUUAACAAAAGUUUUGAGAGUACUGUGGGCCAGGGCUCAGACACUUACAGCUAUAUAUUCAGAGUAUGCCGGGAAGCUGGCAACCACUCCUCUGGCGCAGGCCUGGUCCAGAUCAACAAAAGUAAUGAGAAGGAAACGGUGGUUGGGAGAAUCAACGAGACUCACAUCUUCAAUGGAAGUAACUGGAUCAUGUUGAUAUAUAAAGGGGGUGACGAAUAUGACAACCACUGUGGCAAAGAACAGCGCCGUGCAGUGGUGAUGAUCUCCUGCAAUCGACACACACUCGCGGGUAAUUUUAACCCAGUGUCUGAGGAACGCGGCAAAAUCCAGGAUUGCUUCUACCUCUUUGAGAUGGAUAGCAGCCUAGCCUGUUCACCAGAGGUCUCACACCUCAGUGUGGGCUCCAUCCUCCUUGUCAUAUUUGCAUCAUUGGUUGCUGUUUACAUCAUUGGGGGUUUCUUAUACCAGCGACUGGUAGUGGGGGCCAAGGGGAUGGAGCAGUUUCCUCAUCUGGCCUUCUGGCAGGAUCUUGGCAACCUAGUAGCUGAUGGUUGUGACUUUGUGUGCCGUUCCAAACCCCGCAGUGUGCCUGCGGCCUAUCGUGGCGUCGGGGAUGACCAGCUGGGGGAAGAGUCAGAAGAAAGGGAUGACCAUUUGCUACCAAUGUGAUUGCACUUUUCAUGUCCAGCCACCUCUUCAGUCCCCAAACCAAAGCAUCCUCAGCAGACUUCUCGAGCAGUCUCCCCCUCUCACCUCGCCAUUAAUAUUCUUGCUUUCCAGUUGGCUUUGAUUUGACACUAACCUGCCUCCCUUUGCUCCUAUUGUUUUUCCUCUGCACUAGUACAGUGGAAGGCAGACAGACAUAGGGCCUGUGCUGUGGGGAGGCAGACUCCUAUACCCCAGGAAGAGAAAGGACAGCUAACUAGGCAGAAAGAAAGCCAUGAGCCCUGGCUGUAAACAUUUCCAUAAAUUGAGACACUGGGUUCUUUGCUCGUACCUUUGGUUGCCUCCCUCAUGUUGUCCCUGUCCCCGCAGUAGUCCCAGGAUCUGAGUGUAACUCGCAGGUGCUCUGCAGGACUUCUUACCUGGCUGUCACCCAAAUACUCCCGUUUGCUUUGAGCCUGCAAUUAGUCACAUGAUUGUCCCUUGUGUGGGAUUAGGACAGGGAAAAAAAUGUGAACUUUCCCAACUUGAGGAUUCUAAGGCGCCAUCACGUUGCUUAUAGGUCUUUGAGUGGCUUGAUAGUUUGAAUUGGGCCCUAGGCUGCGGUUAUAAAUCCAUAGGUAACCCAAAUGCCUAACCAAGUAGUCCUUUCUAAUUACACAGACUGUGUCACCUUGUGGUAGUCUCGCUAGCCAGCCUUAUUCUUCCUCCUCUCCCUACUGGUACUUGCAAACCUGAGUUGUACUUUUCUCACAGGUCUGUAGUUUGGCUUUUUAUACUUUCCCCAAUCUUAAAGGAAGGGAAUGGAAGCAGAAGUGGACGUGGAGGCUCUGCAGGUCUCUGCUAUGGUGGGGACACUGCUGCACCUGUCCCUCCUGCUGGCUCAGGGAAGUGUCUGACCCACUUAUCUAUGGAAAAGGUCUUUAAUCCUCUAUUUCUUUGUGUUUAAGCCAUGUGCCCAGAAUCCCAGGCUGGUCUUUCUAAAAUAGUGAAUUCCUAGGCCACUAGGUAACAACACAGUUCAUCUGAACACAGGCGAUGUGGAAAAGGCAGGGCCAUUUGUUCCCUUUAGAGAAAAUGAAUGACGUUAUUCCUACUUCCCAAUACCCUUGCAAUGGCAAUGGAAAUUUUGUUUUCUUUCUAUACAGGAAAAAUAAUGUUAUUUUUAAAAAGGCUUCUCAUUUGUUGUUUGCAUUCUAACCCCUGUGGUUUUAAAGGAAAAAUAAUAUACCACUUUUGUACAAAACCAAUAAUUAAAAACAUAAAAAACA
Messenger RNA from Rattus norvegicus (Norway rat), 2256 nucleotides. It is a transcript of the gene M6pr, whose product is annotated as mannose-6-phosphate receptor, cation dependent. The transcript is spliced from 7 exons. Gene Ontology annotation, molecular function: retromer complex binding; protein domain specific binding; cargo receptor activity. The record is from RefSeq and is marked provisional. Lineage: Eukaryota; Metazoa; Chordata; Mammalia; Rodentia; Muridae. The coding region runs from base 155 to 991 and encodes 278 amino acids. Gene Ontology annotation, cellular component: lysosomal membrane; cytosol; Golgi apparatus. Gene Ontology annotation, biological process: lysosomal transport; protein targeting to lysosome; Golgi to lysosome transport.